UCCUUCGCCAAAACAGCAUUUAAAUGAGUAUUGCGGGUGGGAAAAUGGAAAUCUUCUGAAUUUUAGUAUGCGAAUGCCCGAGAAGCACCCUUGGCCUGCUCAAUAUCCCUGACUGAUUGCCCUGUUCUCCAAUGGCACUUACUUUGGAGUAGCAUCCCUGGUUGCCCCAGGGACUGUACUAACUGCAGCUCAUCUAGUGAUGAACAAGAAUGCGGAUGAUAUUGUGGUGAGAGCUGGUGACUUUGACUUUUUGUUGCGCGGAGUACAGUUUCCGCCGGAUGAGCGUCGUGUGAACAGAAUCCGGAUCCAUGAGAACAACGUAGCACUUCUGUACCUCAAGUCCCCGUUCAAGCUGAGAAAACAUAUCGCACCCAUUUGUUUACCUGCCCAGGGAAAGUCAUUCGAGCAAAAGCGCUGCAUUAUUGCCGGAUGGGGAAAGCGGGCUGUCCACCCUUACACACAAUUUUUGGAUAUACAAAUAAAAAUGGAUGUGCCAAUAGUAAGCAGGACAUUCUGUCAGAAUCAGUUAAGGCAAACCAGACUCCGCAUUGAUUAUAACCUACCAGAUAGUCUAAUUUGCGCCGGCGGUGAAAAAGCAAAGGAUGCCUGCUUUUUCGAUGGUGGAUCUGCCUUGUUCUGUACACAGGAAAAUUUUCCUUUUCGUUACGAUCUGGCAGGCGUCUUCAGCUUUGGUUUGUGUGAACUGGAAAACGUGCCAUCAACGUUUACCAAUUUGGCCAUGUUCGGAGAUUGGCUUUAUCAACACCUCUAGAAGU
Messenger RNA from Drosophila suzukii, 776 nucleotides. The record is from RefSeq and is a predicted model, not a curated record. Lineage: Eukaryota; Metazoa; Arthropoda; Insecta; Diptera; Drosophilidae.